This is a messenger RNA of Pundamilia nyererei, 797 nucleotides long. It is a transcript of the gene cfap418, whose product is annotated as cilia and flagella associated protein 418. NCBI's taxonomy places the organism in Eukaryota, Metazoa, Chordata, Actinopteri, Cichliformes, Cichlidae. The transcript is spliced from 6 exons. The record is from RefSeq and is a predicted model, not a curated record. Gene Ontology annotation, cellular component: cytosol. Bases 85 to 720 code for a protein of 211 amino acids.
UAAACGCUCUCAUGGUUUCGGCCGCUAGCUUGUGCUGAUUAGCUGCGGUGGGGGUACAGCAUUCUGUGGGAGGAACUCUUUACGAUGGAUGAUGAAGAUUUGGACGAGUUGCUGGAUGAAGUCGAGAAAAAGUUUUGUCGCAACGUUUCAAUCGCGUCCUCAGCGACUCGCACCAACUCAAAUGUGGCUGGAAAAGACGAGAAAGACAAAGACGGACAGAAAAAGCACGGUGCCACAAAGCCUAAACGGUCAGUGAACAGUGUCACUGAGGAUAUUGACGCCCUGCUGGAGGAAUUACAGGAGGAAGACUGCAGUCCUUUCCCUCAGCCAAAGGCUGAGCAGUUUCCUAAAGGGCCACAUGUGGAAAAGAGGCUUCCAUCUCAGUCAGGAGGAAGAAAGUGCUGUCCUGUUUUUAUUGGCGGGAGCUCUGUCGCAAAUGGUGUCGGAACAGCCGCAUCCAAGAGAUCAUGUGACCAGCUGAGGUGUAUAUCCUGCGACUUUCGGGUGCUGAUGUUUGAUGACUGUGAGUGGGAUUCAACCUGUGAUUACCUGUUCCUCAGGAACAACAUGCCGGAACGUCAGAAGCUUGGAACCAAGCUGAAGAAGAGGAGAGGCUUGCGGGCGUACGCCUGCCAGUGCAGCUGGAUCUCCACGUUAGAGCCGACAGACCUCAGGGACCAACCUCAGCUCAGAUGGGUCUGUGGCAAACACCAAGACUGAUUUUCCCUAACCCCUAACCCUCGGUGCUAGAAAGACUGUUCAAGUAGUACAAAAAAAACCCUCCAAAAUUUCUGAAA